GCCUCCCCCAAGGCCCCGCCCCAGCUCAGGCCCCGCCCCGCCCCCCGCUCAGGCCCCACCGCCCACCCGACCACGCCCCCUCUAAGCCCCGCCCGACUCCGGCCCGGGACACGUCUGCGGCGCGGAGCGGCUGGGGGCUGUCGAGCCAGGUUGGAGAAUUCUCAGACUCCCCAGACCCGGAACUGCGAGCUGGGAGGUGAGAUUCACUGACCCGAGCUCUGACCAUCUUCCUGGAUCGCAGAGGCCUCAAUCCCCGACGUCAGGACUCUCCCCUUAACCCUGUGCCCCCAUGAUGGAGCCCCAGGAGAGUAGCAUCAGGUACAGCAGGUGGGAGAAUAGCCGCCCGGAUGAAGUCCAUGUGGCCAGCGGGCCCAGCACAGAGGAGGCCUCAGGCUGGCAGAGGGUCUCCCAGAAGCUGUGCUCGGGCAAGCUGGGCAUCGCCAUGAAGGUGCUGGGGGGCGUGGCCCUCUUCUGGGUCGUGUUCAUCCUGGGCUACAUCACCGGCUACUACGUGCACAAGUGCAAGUAAACGCUGCCCAGACACGCCCCCAGGAGCAGGGCUGGAGGGACACCCUGUGUGCGAGAACCCUUCCAUGUGCAUGGACCCACCUGCCUACACAGACCACAGUGUACUCCAAGUCCUGUAUAACAGCCCUGCUGUCUAUACACAGCCCCCGUGUUUAUACACAGCCCCCACCAUGUAUACACAGCCCCCCCAUGUAUACACAGCACCCCCGUGUAUACACAGCACCCCGUGUAUACACAGCCCCCCCGUGUAUACCCAGCACCCCCGUGUAUACACAGCCCCUCCGUGUAUACCCAGCACCCCCAUGUAUACACAGCCCCUCUGUGUAUACACAGCCCCCCCCGUGUAUACCCAGCACCCCCGUGUAUACACAGCCCCCCUGUGUAUACACAGCCCCCCCGUGUAUACCCAGCACUCCCGUGUAUACACAGCCCCCGUGUAUACCCAGCCCCUCACCAUGUAUAGAGGUAUUCCUUGCACCAAUGCACAGAUUCCAGGGACUUGCAUGGACACCAGUGUGCACAGCAGUCACAGGCACCCACAGACAUACAGCCAAACAGGGACACGGGUACAUGGGGGCGCACACAUGCACGCUUGGCACAUACCCACCCAGGGGCCCACGUGACUGGGAGACCAGUCCCAACCUGACUGCAGGACACGCCCAGGCUAGGCCUGCAGCCCAGGGCCCCCAAACCUCCCUUCUCUCCCUACUGGGGUCCUCCCUGGGUGGGCUCUGUCCCGCCUGGCAGGCUCCUCCCCUCUCUAGCCCUUCUGACUCCCACUGUGGAAGGAUGCCUCUAAGGGCAGGGGUAUGUAUGCCUCUCUGUCCAUCCACCCUCCCCAGGGACUGAGUCUUUUCCUGGGAAGAGGGGGGAGAGGGGCCUCAGCCCUUGUCCAAGACCCACUGCUGUGUCUUCCCUCCAGGACGUGAGCGUGUUCCCCGGGGCUGUCCACCCUGCCCCGGGGGGCUCUGCAGGAGCCUGGCCCUUCCGCCUGCACCCUGUGGGAGGCCCGAGACCCUGCACUCGGAGGUGGUCAUUAAAUGUCUGUUGAACAAAA
This is a messenger RNA of Cervus elaphus (red deer), 1585 nucleotides long. It is a transcript of the gene SMIM1, whose product is annotated as small integral membrane protein 1 (Vel blood group). NCBI's taxonomy places the organism in Eukaryota, Metazoa, Chordata, Mammalia, Artiodactyla, Cervidae. The transcript has 4 exons. The record is from RefSeq and is a predicted model, not a curated record. Bases 290 to 529 code for a protein of 79 amino acids.